AUGAGGGUUCCACCGUUAACUACCUGUGAAAAAGAAGUCAUUUUAGAAGCAUUGAAAAGUGGAAAACGAUUCGAUUUUCGAGGUUUAGAAGAAUUCCGUGGUGUAAAACUAGUUGUCGGAUCAGAAAUUGGUACUGCUAUAUGCACAAUUGGAAAUACAAAAGUAAUAGCCGCAGUUAGCGCUCAAAUUGCGGAGCCAUCUUCAAUGCGUCCGCAUAAAGGAGUCAUCAUCAUUGACGUUGAUUUGAGCCCUAUGGCGAACGUUUCCAACGAGCAUGAUCGUCUGGGAAGUAAAGGAAUGGAAUUGAUCCGGUUGCUCGAGCUCAUCAUCAGAGAUUCAAGAUGCAUUGACGUUGAGUCACUUUGCAUUCGUGCCGGAAAGGAAAUCUGGAAAGUUCGUGUCGACGUUCGCAUUCUGGACGAAGACGGUAGUCUGCUCGACUGUGCUUGUCUGGCUGCUAUCACGGCUCUGCAGCAUUUCAAAAGACCUAAUGUUACUUUGGAACCUCACCAUACCCUCAUCUAUUCUGAAUACGAGAAAGCGCCAGUUCCAUUGAAUAUCUACCAUAUGCCCAUUUGCACAACGAUCGGAUUAUUGGAUAAAGGACAAAUGGUGGUUAUUGAUCCAACAGAAAAGGAAGCAGCCUGUCUUGAUGGUUCCAUCGUCGUCGCUUGCAACAAACGUCGCGAAGUGUGUGCCCUUCAUCAAAGCACCAAUCUUGUUUUGUCAACGAAACAGAUAGAGCGAUGUGUGAAACUGGCAAUGUCUCGAGCCGAAGCUCUGACUGCUGUCGUGAGUGAUGUUAUCAAACAGGAUCAACGAGAGAGAAGUGCAUUCAAACGCCCCGAUGGUUUUUCUAUCACCACACCAUCUCUUAUUCUCACUUCGGGAACAGCCGCAGCACGUCAAAUCAAUGCUCCACGAAUUCAACACGGAAGAGAACCAGAAGAAAAAAUGCUAUACCAACCAAGUGUUAUUGUCAAUGAGAAUCCAUUGAGCGUAGGAUCAGUGAAACAAGAGGAAGUUGAUGAGGAUGCACUGAUUGCUGAGCAGCUCAGCAUUAUUCAGAAUAGUGUUGGCGGAGUGGCUGUUAGUGACCCGCAAAGCUCAGGGGUAUCUAAAAGAAAGAAAGAAAAAGAAAUGGUUGAUGAUCUUCUUGAUGGAAUCUGUGAUUCUGAAGAAGAAGAGGUCAAAACAGAGAUUCUAGGCUCCAGUGAACCAAUGGAAGUCGUGCUACCGGUCGUGGAACAACAAAAAGAUGAAGAAGAUGUCACUUCGUGGAGGAAGAAGAAGAAGAAGGUCUAA
Messenger RNA from Caenorhabditis briggsae, 1305 nucleotides. RefSeq names its product Protein CBR-EXOS-9 (gene Cbr-exos-9). Gene Ontology annotation, biological process: exonucleolytic trimming to generate mature 3'-end of 5.8S rRNA from tricistronic rRNA transcript (SSU-rRNA, 5.8S rRNA, LSU-rRNA); nuclear mRNA surveillance; nuclear polyadenylation-dependent mRNA catabolic process. Bases 1 to 1305 code for a protein of 434 amino acids. NCBI's taxonomy places the organism in Eukaryota, Metazoa, Nematoda, Chromadorea, Rhabditida, Rhabditidae. The record is from RefSeq and is a predicted model, not a curated record. The transcript is spliced from 10 exons. Gene Ontology annotation, cellular component: cytoplasmic exosome (RNase complex); nuclear exosome (RNase complex).